This is a messenger RNA of Anguilla rostrata (American eel), 2603 nucleotides long. It is a transcript of the gene def8, whose product is annotated as differentially expressed in FDCP 8 homolog. The transcript is spliced from 12 exons. Bases 222 to 1544 code for a protein of 440 amino acids. Lineage: Eukaryota; Metazoa; Chordata; Actinopteri; Anguilliformes; Anguillidae. The record is from RefSeq and is a predicted model, not a curated record.
CAGUACAAGAAGGCUGAUGUCCACCAUAGACAUGCACUUGCAUAAAUAUGUAGGCUUUUAUAGAAUUUAGAAUAGAAAACGACGAACGCGAGAAUUGUAUAUUAAUUCAGAUCCAUUGCAAAAGGAUUGCACCUGAGGUGAUCUGCAAAUGUUUCACAGGGACAUGGUGUUACUUGGCUGACUGUGACUGAAAUGGGGAGCCCGUGUUCGUAGCUAAUGAGAUGGAAUACGAUGAGAAACUUGCCCGUUUUCGCCAAGCCCACGUCAACCCCUUCAACAGAGGAGAGGAGGAAAGUGCCAGGGAGGACAAAAAUGUCCCUGAACAUGAGGUGAGGCCUGAGCUGUUCUCCGAAACCAAAGCACAGACUGUGGACCGGACCAUGGACCUGGGGCUGGCUGAGGACCACUUCUCCAGGCCUGUGGGCUCCUUCGUGGCCUCGGACAUCGAGCAGCUGAAGCAGGCCAUCGAGGAGUGCAAGCGGCUGAUCCUGGAGCUGCCCGAGCACUCUGAGCGACAGAAGGACACCGUGGUCAAGCUCAUCCACCUUCGGCUCAAGCUGCAGGAGCUGCAGGACCCAGAGGAGGAUGAGCCCAAUCUGAGAGUCCUUCUGGAGCACCGCUUCUCCAAGGAGAAGAGCAAGAGCGUGAAGCAGACCUGUGACAAGUGCAGCACCAUCAUCUGGGGCCUCAUUCAGACCUGGUACACCUGCACAGGUUGUUACUACCGUUGUCAUAGCAAAUGCAUGAACCUCAUCACCAAGCCCUGUGUGAGGUCAAAGGUCAGCCAUCAGUCUGAGUAUGAACUGAGUAUCUGCCCUGAGAUCGGGCUGGACAGACAGGAUUACAGGUGUGCAGAAUGUCGGACACCUGUGUCACUGAGAGGCGUGCCCAGCGAGGCCCGGCAGUGUGACUACACUGGACAGUACUACUGCACCAGCUGCCACUGGAACGACACGGCCGUCGUCCCGGCGCGUGUCAUACACAACUGGGAGUUUGAGCCGCGGAAGGUGUGCCGCUCCUCCAUGCGUUACCUGGCUCUCAUGAUGCCCAGACCCGUGCUGAAGCUCCGCGAGAUCAACCCGCUGCUCUUCAACUUUGUGGAAGAGCUGGUGGAGAUCCGGAAACUGCGUCAGGACAUCCUUCUGAUGAAACCCUAUUUCAUCACCUGUAAGGAGGCCAUGGAGGCCAGGCUACUGUUACAGCUGCAUGACCGGCAGCACUUUGUGGAGAACGACGACAUGUACUCUCUCCAGGAUCUGAUUGACAUCUCCAGCGGCCGCCUCAGCUGCUCCCUGACCGAGAUCCACACCACCUUCGCCAAGCACAUCAAACUGGACUGUGAGAGGUGCCAAGCGAAAGGCUUUGUGUGCGAGCUGUGUAAGGAAGGAGACGUGCUCUUCCCCUUUGACAGCCACACCUCUGUGUGCCAUGACUGCUCGGCUGUCUUCCACAGGGACUGUUACUAUGACAACUCCACUACGUGUCCACGGUGCACAAGGAUGACUGAACGCAAACACGAUCCAGGAAACCCCCAAGUGGCUUGACCUCCUUCCUCCCCGCCUCCCCGCCCCCAAUCACUGUGACAACAGGCAGAAGACAACAGUGCAUUUUUGCUUUUAGUCUAUGCUACAUUAAGAUGAGUGUUUUCAGAUGAACGUGGACAACUUUUCAUCCACUGUAGUUUUGUUCACGAGCAUAUCGGCAGUUGAUGACAUGCGCACUGCAUAUAAAGGAAGAAGCUUGUACCGGUGAUCACAGGAAAGAGAAAACGGGUAAUUAUCACGUUAGGUAGUCUUCUGAGCUCUUCUAUCGACAGAAACUAGUCCAACACUAUUAUGUUUCACUUGGUAGGUAUGAAUUGGAAAGUCACAUGUGCAAACCAGGGCUUAUAACCUGUUAUACAACCUCACCUGCGAGCAUUUACUGAUAUUUCGGUUGCUAUGACUGAACUCAAGUCUGAAGAUGAAUGUGGCAAAAAAAAAAAACUCUUCCUUAACUGACUGACAGCAAAAACUUUUUACUGUGUAACUCAUGUAUUGCAUAAAGACUAUUUCAAAGGAAGGCUGUAUUGAAUAUUGCCAUAUUGUUAACAUUUAGUGAGUGUUUUUUAAAAAUGAAAACAUUUAACAAAUCAAGCAUUGGCAGGCAAUUUUGUUUAAAAAUAAUGUUUUUCUCACUCAAAAUAUUGGAUGUAUGGUCAAAACCAGUGCUCAUAAGUAAGUGUAUUUACAAUAUGCAUGCCAUUCCUUGGUUUAUUGACUUUGGUUCCAUUUGUCAGCUUAAAUUUUGUGCAAUAUGCAUUCUCCUGCUGUGGAAGCAUUGCUAAAUUAGUCGAGGACACAGAUGACAAGGCAAUCUUGUCAUACAAGAUGGGGAUAUUUUGAUGUUAUAUUAUUUGUUUUAAAAUAAUAUUUGUGUUCGCUGUAUUGUUUCAGCAUGGACCUCUUUAUUGAACCCCCCCGCCUUCCCCUCCCCCCAAUUUUAAUUGUAAUUUACUAUUUUUGUGAUGUUUUAUUUAGUGUAUCAAAAUGUAACUGCACUGUCGGUAAUAAAUGUAAUCAUGUGUAAGUAAUGCAUGAAUAAAGUCCUGAAGAACCAACAAA